CUCCAGGGACCCAGGAGACAACCAGUGAAGGUGACGAGGGCCAGAGAACAUUCUGGGUGACACCGGGUGGUUAUUUUAGCAGCCCCCCGUGGAAGCCCACCGUGUGUGCGCUGCCCUCACUGUGCGCAUGUGAGACCCCGUGAGAAAGGCGCAGUGCACAGCAGGUGUCCACACGGCAGCUGGGAAAACCUGCCAAGAGCCAGGGCUCCUCCACGCAAUGUCCCCCCUCCCCGUGAAGCUGAAGUGAGAGAGGUUCCAGGCGGGCGGCCCGGCCCCCGGCCCAGGGCCAGGAUGGCCAAGACCCGGCUCUUCCGGCUGUGGCUGGUGCUGGGCUCCGUGCUCACGGUCUUGCUCAUCAUCGCCUACUGGGACAACGUGGGCGCCGCGCACUUCUACCUGCACACGUCCCUGUCCAGGCCGCACCCGCUGGAGCCCCUCCCCACCGCCGGGCAAGGGGCCGAGGAGCUCGGGCCGGGCGUCCACGACUUCUUCAGUAAGCUCCUCGGCUCUGGCGCAAAGCCAAACGACCCCUCCCCAAGAGAGACGGAGCGGCCGCCGGGGCCGGGCUCCCUGGAGGAGAGUGUGCGGGGCUACGACUGGUCCCCGCACGGCGCCCAGCACAGCGCCGACCAGGGCCGGCAGCAGGCCGCCCGGAGGAGCGUGCUGCGGGACUUCUGCGCCAACUCCAGCCUGGCCUUCCCCACCAAGGGGCGCUCGUUCGACGACAUCCCCAACUACGAGCUGAACCACCUCAUCGUGGACGACCGCCACGGCGUCAUCUACUGCUACGUGCCCAAGGUGGCCUGCACCAACUGGAAGCGCGUGAUGAUCGUGCUCAGCGAGAGCCUGUCGGACCGCGGCGCCCCGUACCGCGACCCCCUGGCCAUCCCCCGCGAGCACGUGCACAACGCCAGCGCCCACCUGACCUUCAACAAGUUCUGGCGGCGCUACGGCAAGUUCUCGCGGCACCUCAUGAAGGCCAAGCUGAAGAAGUACACCAAGUUCCUGUUCGUGCGCGAGCCCUUCGUGCGCCUCAUCUCGGCCUUCCGCAGCAAGUUCGAGCUGGAGAACGAGGAGUUCUACCGCAAGUUCGCCGUGCCCAUGCUGCGGCUCUACGCCAACCGCACCAGCCCGCCCGCCUCCGCCAGCCAGGCCUUCCGUGCCGGCCUCAAGGUCUCCUUCGCCAACUUCAUCCAGUACCUGCUGGACCCGCUCACCGAGAGGCUGGCGCCCUUCAACGAGCACUGGCGGCAGGUGUACCGCCUGUGCCACCCGUGCCAGAUCGACUACGACUUCGUGGGCAAGCUGGAGACGCUGGACGAGGACGCCGCCCAGCUGCUGCGGCUGCUCAAGGUGGACACGCGCCUGCACUUCCCCCCGAGCUACCGGAACAGGACCGCCAGCAGCUGGGAGGAGCACUGGUUCGCCCAGAUCCCCCUGGCCUGGAGGCAGCAGCUCUACAAACUCUACGAGGCCGACUUCGUCCUCUUCGGCUACCCCAAGCCCGAAAACCUCCUCAGAGACUGAGCGCGGGACGCCCCGGCACCUGCUGCCCGCCCCGCCGCACCUGCGCCGUCCGGAGAGCCGGAACCCAGCACGCUCGCUGCAGCCUCGCCUAGCCCGCGCCCUGCGGGCCGGACGCGCCGUUCACUCCGCUGCCUAGCCACUCAGUACUGUGUCGAUAAUGUUUUUUUUUAAGAUUAAUAUAUUUCAGAUAUUUAAUACGAGAGGGGAGGGGUGCUGGAUAAAGUGUGGCGGCUGCCCUUUCUGCCUGCUCCGCCGUGGUUCUGUCUGAGCGACCGGGGCCCCCAGGGGCGUGCCGAGUCAUUGAGCGUCUGGCCCCGGGCCUCAGAAACCGGGCGCGGGAAGGGGGUGUCGUGGUGGUCCUCCGUGGGGGCAGGCCGCACCUGUGCCUUUAAGAA
This is a messenger RNA of Lepus europaeus (European hare), 1922 nucleotides long. It is a transcript of the gene CHST12, whose product is annotated as carbohydrate sulfotransferase 12. Bases 292 to 1527 code for a protein of 411 amino acids. Gene Ontology annotation, molecular function: sulfotransferase activity. The record is from RefSeq and is a predicted model, not a curated record. NCBI's taxonomy places the organism in Eukaryota, Metazoa, Chordata, Mammalia, Lagomorpha, Leporidae. The transcript is spliced from 2 exons. Gene Ontology annotation, biological process: proteoglycan biosynthetic process; carbohydrate biosynthetic process. Gene Ontology annotation, cellular component: membrane.